Messenger RNA from Dictyostelium purpureum, 3084 nucleotides. RefSeq lists its product as uncharacterized. Gene Ontology annotation, molecular function: protein binding. The transcript has 7 exons. The record is from RefSeq and is a predicted model, not a curated record. Lineage: Eukaryota; Evosea; Eumycetozoa; Dictyosteliales; Dictyosteliaceae. The coding region runs from base 1 to 3069 and encodes 1022 amino acids. Gene Ontology annotation, cellular component: GID complex. Gene Ontology annotation, biological process: proteasome-mediated ubiquitin-dependent protein catabolic process.
AUGGAAAAUAGAUUAAAACUUUACCAAAUACCCUUUGAUAACGAAGGAUAUAGCAAAUCAUUUUCGUUAGAAGAUUUAGAUAAAGAGUUUGACGAAACAGAAAAUAAUAACUUUGAUAUUAACCCUUAUGCUUUCUUUGAAAGAUUUGGAUUUUUAGUAGUUAGAGGUUGUAUAUCAGAAGAAGAUGCCGAUAAAACUCAAAAUGAAAUAUUUGAUAUCAUAGAAUCAAAAAUAUCAACAUUUAAAAGAGAUGACAUAUCAACUUGGGAUAACGCAUUCGAAGAAGGAACAAGUAUACCACAAUAUGGCUCACCCUCAAAACCACCGGUUUUUAAAAGACAAUUUUUACUUAAUAGAACCAAUCCAAAUGUUUUUAAAGUAUUUUCAAAACUAUUGAAAAAUGAAGAAUUGGUAGUGAAUCAUGAUAGAUGUUGUUUCUUUAGACCCGGUAAAGUUAAUGAAAAAUGGAAAACUAGAAAUAAUGUACACUUAGAUAUGAACCCUUAUAAAUGGAUGCAAGAUUCAAAUGAAGAAAGUAAAAAAGAAUUGGAUUCAUUAAGAUAUGAAAGAAUAGGAGAAUUUAUUGUUGAAAAUAAUCAAGUAAAUUAUAAAGAAGGUUUAUCGUUACAAGGUGUUAUUAAUUUACGUGACAAUAAAAUUGAAGAUGGCGGCUAUUGUGUUACACCAGGAUUCCAUCAUGAAUUUAGGGAGUAUUUUGGAACCACUAAACCACAAUUAACAAAUCCAUCAUGGAAUUUCCAAUCAAAAGAUAUUGCAUUCAAGUGUGCCAAAAGGAUAUCAAUGAGAAAAGGUGACAUGGUAGUAUGGAAUCAGCAAAUGCCCCACGGUUCAAUGGCAAACAAUAGCGAUAAUCAUCGUAUGGCUCAAUUUUUAAAGAUAUUCCCACAAUCCAAUAUAUCACCAAAAAGAUAUAAAGCAAGAAAAGAGGCUAUGGAAAGAAUACUAAAAGAAGAACAUAAUAAUAAUUUUCCUUUAGAUAAUUUAAAAAUUCAAUUAUUGGAAAUGGAGAAAAUGGUAAGAGAGCGUGCAGAAAAAGAGAGAUUAGAAAAAGAAAGAUUAGAAAAGGAACGUUUAGAACAAAAACAAAAAGAUAACGUAUGUAAUAUAUGCGUACUAGAAACAACAAAUAAUAAUAGUAACAGUAGAAAUAAUAACCAAAUAGGUAAUAAUAGUAAUAAUAGUAGCAAUAUUAUUAAUGAUAGUAAUAAUACUAGAACUAAUAUAACUCAAAAUACACAAAUAACAGAGGAAGAUAUUGUAACCCAUCCAGAAUCAGAUAGACCACAUAAAAAACAAAGAACAUUAAAUAAAAAUAUGUCUUAUGAAAAUUCAAAUGAACCAAAUGAUGAUAAAAAUAACAACAAUAAUAAUAAUAAUAUAGACAGUAACUCCAAAUCACUCACAAACAAUAAGCAUAAUCAUAAAGAACCAUAUUUCAAUAGAACUGAGCUGGUUAGACUUUUAAUUCAAUCAUUGGAUAGUUUAGGCUAUGACAAAUCAUCAAAAAUUUUGGAACAAGAGAGUGGUAUUUCAUUACAAUCAAAAGAAAUUAAUCAAUUCUCCGAAAGUGUAAUAGAAGGUGAUUGGAAAAAAGUGGAAGAAUUGUUGCCAUUUUUAAAAUUAAAUGAUAGAGAUACAAAUAAUGUAAAAUUUUUAAUAUUUAGCCAAAAAUUUUUAGAAUAUUUAGAACAUAAUAAAAUCUCAAAAGCUUUACAAUGUUUAAGAGAAGAGAUUACACCAUUAAAUAAGGAUUCAAAAAAAUUACAACAUUUAACAUCAUUAAUAAUGACAGUUAAUACAAGCGAAACCAAAAAGAUUAUUAAACAGAAAUCAUCAAGGGUGACAUUACUUAGUGAAAUUAGAAAGUUUGUAAAUCCAAAUCUAAUGCUACCAGAUAAUCGUUUAGAGCAACUAAUCAAACAAUCAAUUCAAUAUCAAAUUGGAAAAUGUCUUUAUCACAAUACAUCAGAACAAUUCACCGAACUCUUUAAAGAUCACACCUGUGAAAAAGAUCAAAUGCCACUAGAUGUACUCUUUACAUUAAAAGAUAAACAUCGUGACGAAGUUUGGUUCAUUACAUUUUCGAAUGAUGGUAAAAAAUUGGCAAGUUGUUCAAGAGAUAAUAACAUUAUUAUUUGGGACAUGUCACCAAUCUAUUUAGAUGAACCAUCCGAACCAAAAGUUUUACAUACAUUAAGUGGCCAUACAAAGGAAGUUUCCCAUUUAGCAUGGAGUCCAAACGAUAAAUAUCUUUUAAGUACAAGUAACGAUUCGACAACUAAAUUAUGGAAUCCAGCCGAUGGUACACUUUUAAAAACGUUUGCAAAACAUACAGAUUAUGUAACAUGUUGCAGUUGGCACCCAGAUAACAAAAGAUUUGUAACUGGUGGAAAUGAUAGAAAUAUUUAUUUGUGGUCAAUUGAAAAUUUAAAUUUAGAUCAACCAAAUGGAAAUAGCAGUAGUAGUAGUAGUAACCUUAGUAAUAAUAAUUAUAAUAAUCAUCUUCACAUUCCCAAUCAAUCAGCACAACCAAUUAAAUCAUGGCAAUGUGCUCGUGUUAACGAUUUGGCAAUUCAUAAGGACGGUAGACAAUUGAUUGUAAUUUGUCAUGAAAAGAAAAUUAGAAUUUAUGAUUUAGAAAAUGAAAAGAAAGCAGAAACAUCACUAAAUGAAGCCGAUUCAAUCACAAGUAUGCAACUCUCAAAAGACUGUAAAUAUGCUUUAGUAAACACAAGUUGUCAAGAGAUCCAUUUGUGGGACUUGGAGAAACAAAAUAUUGUCCAAAAAUAUAGAGGCCAGAAACAAGGACGUUUCGUUAUUCGAUCUUGUUUUGGCGGUGUCGAUGAGGCCUUCAUUCUUAGUGGUUCUGAAGAUUCAACCAUUUAUAUCUGGCAUCGUCAAACUGGUACUCUUUUAGAAACUUUAUCUCGUCACUCUGGUACUGUAAAUACUGUAUGUUGGUCACCAUGCUCUCCUAAUAUAUUUUGUUCAGCUUCUGAUGAUCAAACCAUUAAAGUUUGGUCAAAUACAAAUAGAGUAAAUAAAUAAAUAAACUUAAUUAUU